Molecule: messenger RNA, 3415 nt
Organism: Microplitis mediator
Lineage: Eukaryota; Metazoa; Arthropoda; Insecta; Hymenoptera; Braconidae
Exons: 2
Coding region: 446-1648 (400 amino acids)
Molecular function (GO): oxidoreductase activity
Source: RefSeq, a predicted model, not a curated record
CAACAUGAAAAUAAUAAUAAUAGUAAAAUACAGCAGCUGUAUAAUUCCCUUACGUCCUUCGUGACCUCAAUAAGUGACCUUAGGGACAACUCCCACCAACAAAAAGAUACUUUUUAAAUUCUAAAACCCAAUGCUCGUGUCAUACGUCGUUUAUUAGUUAUUUUAUAACCAAACGAUACGUUGUAUGUUAUAUCCCACAGUACAAAGUGGGAUUCAUUAUAUAUAAAUGUUAUCUACGCGAGAGUUGUUCACGUCUUAUAUAUAUAUAUAUUUUUGUCUCAACACUUAUAAGUCUUGAGUCAACAGUUUGAUAGCUCUAUCAAGUUUAUUAAUUUUAUUUAGUGAUACUAGUUACCAAGUGACAAACAAAAUAUUGUUUUUGAACCAGUAAUUGGUGUAAUUUUAGUGGAUAAAUAUCAUAAUUAAUAUCAGUGCGACAUUUGCGAUGGCAAUGAUAACUACGCGAGUUAGAAAAAUAUCUAAAAGUUUGUUGAAACAAUCGUCAAUUGUGUAUCAACGGAGAAUUACGAAAUGUACGGGUAAUAAUAACGAACACUUACAAGUCGACGACCUUGUUAUACCCAAGCAAGAGGUCAUCCGGUUUAUCAGUGAGAGUAUGCAUAAAGUAGGCGCCAUUCAAGAGGACGCUCAAGUCGUCGCACAUCAUUUGAUGACCGCCGAUUACCGCGGACACUUUAGUCAUGGAAUGAAUCGCUUGCAGAUGUAUAUCAAUGAUAUUGAAAACAAACUGACUAGUCCGACUGUCAAGCCGCAAAUUGUUAAUGAUUUUCAGGCAAUAGCAUUAGUUGAUGGUAAAAACGGUCUGGGUCAAGUGAUCGGUAAAUACAGUAUGGAACUGGCGAUAAAAAAAGCCGAAAAAUAUGGAAUCGGUAUGGUAUCAACCCGCGGAUCAAAUCACUACGGAAUUUGUGGUUACUACACUUUAAUGGCAAUGGAAAAAAAUCUUAUUGGGUUCAGUUGUACGAAUUCAAGUCCACUUAUGGUCCCAACAAGAGCCACAGCUGCCGCACUUGGCACUAACCCGCUAUCUAUUGGGAUGCGCGGGCACAAUGACGAGUUCGUACUUGACAUGGCGACCACUGCAGUAGCGUUGGGUAAAAUAGAAGUGGCAUUGAACAAAGAACAAAGUAUACCCCGUGGAUGGGCAUUGGGUAGAGAUGGAAAAAUAACAACAGACUCUGCUGAAGCCAUAGAAAGUUCUAAGCUAAUGCCACUGGGUGGCGCUGAAGAGCAUUCUGGUUACAAAGGUUAUGGACUUGGAGUGAUGGUCGAAUUGCUCUGUGGAAUUUUAAGCGGAAGUUUUUAUGGUCCGAACAUCAGAAGUUGGAAGGACAGCAAUAGAACUGCUAAUUUGGGCCACUGUUUUAUGGCCAUCGAUCCUAAAGCUUUUGGGUCCGGGGCAGAAAAUCGUUUGAGUCAUCUUCUGUGUCAGCUGAGGGCACUUCCGGUUAACGAAGAAAGUGAUAGUGUUUUAGUUGCUGGGGAUAUGGAGAGAAAAGCUAUGGCUAAAGUUGACACUUCCGGUGGAAUUGAGUAUCAUAAAAAUCAAAUUAAAAUUUGUAAUGAUAUUGCUGACCGUUUGGAUAUUGGACGGAUGGAAUUUAUUAAAAAAAAACAUUAUGAUUAAUUAAUUAAUUAUUUAUUGAAGUAAAUAAUUUUUGAUUAAUUUUAGUGCUAGGGGUUUAGGUAUAAAUUAGCAAAUUUAAAUUAUUGUUAAUUGAAUUUAGAAGAAAAUAUGGUAAAAUGGACACUAAAUGAAUAUUUGUGUAAGUUGACCUCAAAAUGGCGGUAUACCGACGUUGUAAUGGCCGCCAAAUUAGAAUUUUUAUUUUUCUACUUUUUUUCAAAUAAAAAAUGUAUAGUGCGCACUCUAAAACCAAGUGUAUUAUUUUAACAUACAUUUAAUGUGUUUUAUGUUCAAGGCCAUAAGCAAAACUAUCUUUUUUGUAGUCACUAAAAACACAUUUUACGAUGUGUUGAAUAUCUAUAGUUUGCUUAUGGUGUUUUAAUGUUAAUUGAAAAGUGUGUUAAUGUGGACUGGACACUUGGUUUUAGAAUGAAGGUCGCAAAAAGUUCACUUUACAGCCUAGGCCGGCAAAGUACGCGGUAAAGUAGGUUUCUGGUAAUCGGCUUCUUACGAAACGCCAUCUAACGUUCAGAAAUGAAACUUUCAGAGCAAGGGUAAAAAAAAACAUUUUGUGGAACUAUUCAAAAAUUGGAAAAAUAAUUUCUAGGUUUAUUUCUAAAAAAUCAUAAACUAUUUUUUUAAAUAUUAAUAAUAAUUCCAAAAUUAAUUUUAAAAUAUUUUCUAUAUUUUUAUUUGUAGGGAUAGAUUUUGUAGAAAUUUAUAUAAAAUGAGUGUAAAAAUAGUUCAAAGCUUAUAAUAGACUCAAAAUUUCGAAGACUAAAAUUUUUUUAUUAACGUUAAAUCAUUUAUACACUUUUUUAAUUGCACUAAAGUGCGUAAAAUUGUAUACUAGUUCAAAGAUAAUUUCUUAAGGAAUAAUUUAGACCCGGUAUUAAAUUGAUUCAUUAUUCCAUUGAUUUAAAAGAAAUUAUUUUAAUCCAAGAAACCAGUGUUGUAAAUUCUUCAAAACGUAUCUUUGUAGGCACGAUAACUCUUGAAAAAUGUGAUAAAAUAGCCUAAUUUUUUUUGAUCAGCUUGAUAUCUUUUGUCGCAAGAACCCUAUGAAAAAUCACUAUCUAAAUACUUUUUGUUUAAUUGUAAUUAAUAAAAAAACUUAAAACCGGUAAUUCAUAAAAACUUUAGCUGCCAUUUUUUUUUUUAUUAUUAUUUUUUUUUCCUCCAACUAUUUGGCAGCAGCACCAGCGUACCAGUAGGAUUGAAAAAUAAAAAGCGACAUCUAAGAAAAAAAGGCGGGAGAUUUAAAAAAAUUUUCAAAUAAAAUUUAAACUGAAAAAAAGAAACUAAAAAUAAAAAUAAAAUUAAUUAAUUAAAAGUUAAACAGUAAUUAAUAAAAAAAAAUAAAAUAUUAAUAAUUAUCAUGAGCGAUUGAGGUGCGCACUUGUGGAUUUCCCAACAUUAUUUUUAUAUAUUUUUAUCUUAUAAAUAAAAAUAAUGUCCAUUUUAGCUGUCAAGUGUAUUAUUAAAAAUAUAUUUUUAUAUUUCCAAUAUAUAUUAAACGCGUAGUAUAUGAAAACACAACUAGCUGAUAACCUAGUUACAAAAUUUACAUAAAGUUAAAAACUUAAAACAUACAAGACAAAUAUGUGAAGAUAAAUAUAUACAUAAGAGUAAGACAAUAAAAGAGUAAAUAAUUAAGCGAUAGUGAUAAUUUGAAGGUCAUAGUAAUAUUUAAAAAAUAUGUAAUCAAAUAAAAACAUUAAAAAUAUAAAAAAUAUACGAACAUUUUGAAUAAACAUUCGAUAAAUU